GUGACUGAGAGGAGUCAGAGCUAAGACUCCAGUGCUCCUUUUCACGUCUGUAGCCGGAGACAGCCUGAGACCGUGCAAAGCAAGGCACGGUCUCCCAUUUCCAGCUCACUUAGCCUGUGCUCUGUCUUAUGGGCAUCUGCCGCAGCCUGGCUAAGGCAGAGCUGAACCCGGCCGCAGGAGAUCAAACUUAGGCGCCCCUUUGGACUAUAUCACCCCCAGAGGAGGGAGAGAGAGCGAGAAGAGAGCUGAGCAGAGAACUCCAACAGCAUUGCAGGAUGUUUUGGAAACUUUCUCUCUCCUUGUUCCUGGUAGCAAUGCUGGUGAAGGUGGCUGAAGCCCGGAAAAACCGGCCCCCAGGAGCCAUCCCCUCCCCGUAUAAGGACGGCAGCAGCAACAACUCGGAGAGGUGGCAACAUCAGAUGAAGGAAGUGCUGGCUUCUAGCCAGGAGGCCCUGGUAGUCACUGAGCGGAAAUAUCUGAAGAGUGAUUGGUGUAAGACCCAGCCCCUACGGCAGACGGUCAGUGAAGAAGGCUGUCGGAGCCGCACCAUCCUCAACCGCUUCUGUUAUGGCCAGUGCAACUCCUUUUACAUCCCUCGGCACGUAAAGAAGGAGGAAGAGUCCUUCCAGUCCUGUGCCUUCUGUAAGCCCCAGCGGGUCACUUCUGUGCUGGUAGAACUGGAGUGCCCAGGGCAGGACCCACCCUACCGACACAAAAAGAUUCAGAAGGUAAAGCAGUGCCGGUGCAUGUCUGUGAACCUCAGUGACUCAGACAAACAGUGAAUGGCCUCAGUGGCAGGGUGCUGCUCAGCAUUUGGGGGGUCCCCUCACCCCACCUCCUGUCAGAUUUGCUGCUGCCUCUAUCCCUUUCCUCUGAGCAGAUUCACGCACUGGCUGGUCCCUUCCCUUUCAGCAGGCAGUUCUCUCGGGGGAUGCAGGUUUCCGUGUCACCUGUGACAGGAAAUAGAAGCUUGGCUUAUGUGUUCCCAGGUGCCCCUUGGCAAGAUUCCUGCAUCCAAGACCAGGCUGUGAAGCAAGCCCUAAGGAAGAAGAUGGAAAACAGUCACCAACCAAAAAGAAAGAAAGAAAUUGGAAGGAUAUUUUAGGUGAUGCACUGUUAAAUCCAGCAUUAACGUUUCCACUGUGUGGGAAAAAAAAGAAAAGAAAAGAAAAGAAAAGAAAUAUCUCCUUCUCAACCCUACACUCCAACCAUAUCCAUGUGAAGUGAAAGAUGCCUCUACGGCUUCACUGUCAGUGGAUUUCCCAACUGGGAGCUUUUCACUUUGUGGAUUUCAUGCCACCACUUCUGCCUGAGGCUGUGACGUAGACAAGCAACGGUUCAAAUAAAAACAGAACAAAACUACUGGGAGACUCUUUGACAAGCCUGAUUGCAAGAAGACGCUGGGAGCCCUUUGAACCAAUGAUUUGGCUUCCCUCGGGGACCUUGCUCAAAUCAAAGGAUCUUAGGAUCAUAGCUCAUAGCUUUAGAGCUGAAAGGGACCUGUCAGGUCAUCUAGUCCAGUCCUCUUAUUUGACAAACGAGGAAACUGAGACUUGGAGCGGCAAAGGGAUUAGGCCGAGGUCACACACAUAGUCAAUGUUAGAGGCGGGGUUUCAACAUGUUUCUCUGACUCCGGAUUCACUGUACCAUACUACCUUCUCCCUCCACCCUAAAGCAUGGGUUGGUGUCAGCUUCCUAACCUUUUAGUCAUUGUUUUCUCGCCCAGAUUUUGGUUUUGGGUGCUUUGUUGCUGCAAUUAGAAUAUUAUUACACACAAAGGUCUCUACAUUAACGCUGGUUUUUAUAAUCAACCUGUAGUAAAGAGCUGUUAAAAGUAAAAUCAUCCUAUCCACGUAUUGUUUCAUGUGUCGAUUUUGACUCUGGCAUUGGCUGACAAUUCUGAGUAAACACCAAGUUGCUGGGGUUGGAAUCUCCUUCCACAUAGACCAGCCUCAUGGUAGCUAGAGGUGCAGAAGCUUUCCUUGGAAAUAUUUCCCAGCCAGCCAUUCAUUGCUAAAUAUCUAUGCUUAGGGAUGGGCAGGGUGGG
This is a messenger RNA of Vombatus ursinus (common wombat), 2047 nucleotides long. RefSeq names its product gremlin-2. Gene Ontology annotation, molecular function: receptor ligand activity; BMP binding. Gene Ontology annotation, biological process: animal organ morphogenesis. Bases 276 to 782 code for a protein of 168 amino acids. NCBI's taxonomy places the organism in Eukaryota, Metazoa, Chordata, Mammalia, Diprotodontia, Vombatidae. The record is from RefSeq and is a predicted model, not a curated record. The transcript is spliced from 2 exons.